CGGUCACGCGGCCCCGAGGACAAGGUCGCCCGCCUCCGGGCUGCAGCGGGCAGAGCGCGAUGGCGCUGUGGGUGCGGACUCCGAUUCCAGUGCUCGGGCGCUGGGUCCUUGGAAUGUUUCAGGGGGACGAAAGUUCAUCUGCUCGUCUGCCCGCGCUUCAAGCUUCUUUGGAAGUGGCGGUGACAAGAAGGAGGAGAAGCUGUCCCUAGAGGACAUAGCGAAGCUGAUCCAGACCAGAGCGUGCCAGAAGGUGGUGGUCAUGGUGGGGGCGGGCAUCAGCACGGCCAGCGGCAUUCCAGACUUCAGGUCUCCAGAGAUUGGGCUUUAUAGCAAGCUCCAGAAAUACGACAUCCCUUACCCUGAGGCCAUUUUUGAACUCAAUUUCUUCUUUCACAACCCCAAGCCCUUUUUCGCCCUGGCCAAGGAGCUAUACCCUGGGAACUAUCGGCCUAAUGCCACACACUACUUUUUCCGGCUGCUCCAUGACAAGGGGCUGCUCCUGCGGCUAUAUACACAGAACAUCGAUGGGCUGGAGAGAGUGGCUGGCAUCCCUCCUGCAAAGCUGGUUGAAGCUCACGGAACCUUUGCCACUGCCACCUGCACCGUCUGCCACAACCAGUUCCCCAGUCAGGACUUCUGGACUGAUGUGCUAGCAGACCGGAUCCCCCACUGCCCAGUCUGUACUGGCAUCAUCAAACCCGACAUUGUGUUUUUUGGGGAGCAGCUGCCACAGAGGUUCUUGCUGCAUGUGACUGAUUUCCCCAUGGCAGAUCUUCUCAUCAUCCUUGGGACCUCCCUGGAGGUGGAACCUUUCGCCAGUUUGUCUGAGGCUGUGUGGAGCUCAGUACCCCGACUGCUCAUCAACAAGGACUUGGUGGGGUCCUUUGCUUGGGGUCCCCGAAGCAAAGAUGUGAUGCUGCUGGGAGAUUUGGUUCAGAACGUGGAAAAGCUGGCGGAACUUCUGGGAUGGACGGAAGAGCUGCGGAGCCUUGUCCAGCAGGAAACUGGGAAGUUCAACAGAUAGCACAGAUGAGAUUGAUGGCUACCUUCCCUGUCCCCACAAAUGGGGCCACAGUUCAUUUCUGAGAUCUCAUCCCUGAAGAACAUGUGGGAAGGUACUUAACUCGACUGGAUCCGCUCCCCAGACAUGAGAACCAGAGUUCUGCAUGGGAGGAAGG
Messenger RNA from Suncus etruscus (white-toothed pygmy shrew), 1178 nucleotides. RefSeq names its product sirtuin 3 (gene SIRT3). NCBI's taxonomy places the organism in Eukaryota, Metazoa, Chordata, Mammalia, Eulipotyphla, Soricidae. Gene Ontology annotation, molecular function: NAD+ binding; histone deacetylase activity, NAD-dependent. The transcript is spliced from 7 exons. The record is from RefSeq and is a predicted model, not a curated record. The coding region runs from base 260 to 1024 and encodes 254 amino acids.